This is a messenger RNA of Esox lucius (northern pike), 4439 nucleotides long. RefSeq names its product SIN3-HDAC complex-associated factor. Lineage: Eukaryota; Metazoa; Chordata; Actinopteri; Esociformes; Esocidae. The record is from RefSeq and is a predicted model, not a curated record. The transcript is spliced from 6 exons. Gene Ontology annotation, biological process: negative regulation of cell migration. Bases 138 to 992 code for a protein of 284 amino acids.
UACCCAGUCCCAUACACAGCGUUCGAGACAUCAACAAGAGAGCGGUAACUGAUGCUGGUGAAUUGAGAGUAGUUACAUUGUUACGACGCGUGUUCAAGGUUAUUACUUUGUAUCAGCUACGUUCGACGUGCAUCAAGAUGUUUGGCUUUCACAAGCCAAAGAUGUACCGGAGUUUAGACGGCUGUUGCAUCUGCCGCGCCAAGUCCUCCAGUUCGCGCUUUACCGACAGCAAGCGGUACGAAAAGGACUUCACUAUUUGUUUCGGACUGUGUGAAACUAGGUCUGGAGAAAUCUGUAACGCAUGUGUACUCCUAGUGAAACGAUGGAAGAAACUCCCAGUGGGGUCCAAGAAAAACUGGAAUCAUGUGGUCGAUGCCCGAGGCGGCCCCAGCCUUAAAAUGUCUUCCAGGCCAAAAAAGCUGAAGUCCCUCUCCAAGAGAGCAAGGCCAAGCCAGAUCAGCCGACUGCAGAAAGAGCUGAAGAGAAACAACUCCGAUGCUCACAGCACCACGUCCAGUACCUCCCCGGCCCAGUCUCCCAGCUAUAGCCCCUCAGAUGAGGGUUCGGAGACCGAGCUCUCUCCUGGCUCCAGCCGCUCCCCUGUCUUCUCCUUCCUGGACCUCACCUACUGGAAAAGGCAGAAAGUGUGUUGUGGGAUUAUCUACAAGGGCCGCUUUGGGGAGGUGCUCAUCGACCCUCAUCUCUUCAAGCCCUGCUGCCGCAAGAAGAAGCAGCGCCAGGAGCUGGAAGAAGAGGAAGGCUAUGAGGAGGAAGAGGUGGUGGAGGAAGAGGUGGAGGAGGUAGAAGUGGCAGAGGAGGUGGAGGGGGAGGUGGGGAAGGAAGGGGAGGUGGAGAGAAACGAGGAAGCCGAGGAGAAAGUAGAGGAGGUGAAGAGGUCAAACUACACCCAGGAGAGUACAGAGACGCCUCAGCUACAGGUCACUGUUACCAUGUCUCAGACCAAAGAGGAAGCGGAGGAGGUGGACUGGUGAUUUUGCAUCAUUGUGCAUAUUUGAGGAAGCCCUGCGAGUGCUCCUGGUUUACAAGCACUUACAAAAAGUAGUUACCUCGGAUUGCCUUCAGCCAGCGAGCAGCUGAAUCCUGUUAGGAUUUUCUUUCUCAUUUUGUUUGUUUCUGGUAACUUCUGAACUCACUGAGCCAUACGGACUCUUGCCCCCACCCCCCAACCCAGAUUCAUCUGGUCUUGUACUAAGUAUUUUCCUUGUUCUGGUUUUGUCCUCAUUAGGCAGAGCAUUAGUGUUGCUCGGUACCCCUUAGUGUUGCACGGUACCACGGUACAGUUCCGAAACAUUUCCAACGGUUUUUGGUUACUUAUGGUUCCGCUGUCACGUCUCACAUUUGGAAAUCAGCUAAACUAAUGAAUUCAUUGAGUUAUUGAAUUUGCCCAAAUGAAUGAUAAGACAUACGUCUUUGAGUAUGUGGAAUAGUUUACUAAAAUACAAGCUAUGCUUAAAAGGACAGCUCGUUCCUUAGCGUCUGCACUACAAUAGCACUAUUGUGGUAAGUCCACGGUCAUUUGAAUUACAGGGCAACCAAAACAUUUUAAUCAUUGCAAAUUUGGCUGUCAUUUACGAUGUGUUCUAUAGGCAAAAACAUGUAGUCCGGCAGUAAUCGGCAUAUAUUUUUUGCUGUGAUAUUAAGUUUCAUUUUGGUACAGAGUAUAUCGUCUUGGUAUUGACUAUUGUGAUAUAAAAUCUUCCAUCAUUAAUUAAUGAACAUUCGGGUAUCGGAACAACACUAAAGAGCAUGCAGUGGAACAUUUUUGAAAACGCUUGGAAAAUACAAAUAGUAGUUUCUCAUUGGUUAGGUCGGUGUAGUCCACUCUUUCUUUUGGUGCCUAAUGAACACGACCAAUAUGUUCGGACACCUCACAGUCUCUCUGUGUUCUUCUCAAUAACAUAAAAUGCUGGAGCUUUGAAUGAUCAGCCGUCUACCUUCACAGGUAACAGUUGUACAGUAGCACUAGUAUUAGUAGAGUAGUAUAAUUGUGAAACAAAUUCACAUUCACACUAUAUUUAUCUAUUCUGUAUAUAUGAGCCUGUAUAUAUUUCUAUAUGGGCCUUGGUCAAGAAAGGCCUGAUCACAGCACCAACAGCCAAUACACCAGCCUUAAUUAAGCGAGGGAAGGCAGCGCUAGUGUUUUGUCACUGUUGGUACUAAGGGAUGAUAUUAAAGGGCAAUGACAGAUUCCCCCCCACCCCCCCAGCUUAAUAUUCAUUAUCUCCAGCACAUAGAAAUCCACUUUUUUUAAAAUGGCAUGUUUCUGUAUUUCUUUGUCAAAAUGAUGCACACCUGAUGACGUUAAAAUUAUGUCCCAGGGGAAUGUCAUUAGAAAAACCUUUGACAACAUCGGUUGUGCACCAUGUGAUUUUCACCCUCAACUGUGAGCUAGCAAAUGUUAGUACUUUUCCCCAAAAAGAAAAUAGCCCAGAUAAUAAUUGUGUCAAUGAUUUCUUUGCUGUAGUGCAGCCUCUGUGUGCUGGAGUUGAUGAAUAUGGUGAAAUGGCCAUUUAAGGCCAAAUAGUUUGUGCUAGAUGGGUAGUUUGUGAGUUUUCUGAUUAUUAUGUGUUAAAGUUUGCAAUGGAUGCCUUGGGCUUUUUGAAAUGAAGAAAAGCAACACGGGUGUGUUGUGCAUGAAUGCCGAAGAAAAACUCCUCUCACCUAAAACAUCUGUAGAUCAGAUGCAUGAGUAUAAUAAGCUAUUGCAUGGCCUUAAAAGCAUUUACUAUAUUGUAUUGUAAAUCUCGUUAUUAUUUUCUAGACCCAGUGCCCCGAAGCCCCAAAGUAUUUUUAUUUAUUUAAAAGGUAAAAUAAAUAAAAAUAAAUGAUUGUCUUUUCCGCCACAUUUCUAAUAGCAACCGGUUGAGAUCAUAAAUGAUUCCUACUAAAGGUCUGGCUGGAGUGCUUGGUUCCUUACUGUCACUGGGAUUAUGUAAUGAACACAUGUACGCACACACUGGAUUCACUGCAACAACGUAGGCCUACAAUGCAAUAAGUGUCUUCUCUCCACUUGAGCACAAGCUUUUAAAUCUGUAACCCUGCUGACAAAAACAGUGUCGUUUUUUUCCUUGGCUGGGGAAUUGGUUUGUGUGUUUCCUUUUUUUGUGUAAUUUGAUUUGUUUGUCUGCAGGACUUCCACAUCACUUGCUCUUGUGGUGCUGCAUGUGAUUUCAACUUUAAUAGAAUGACAGGCCUACUUAUGAUUCCCAUGUCAAUCGUUAUUUAAGUGUUUUAUAUUAGAGGACAUACUUUCAUAUUCAUAACUAAGACCUUCCUCAUUCUGUGGUUAGUCAAGUGAUUACAUUAUACUAGGCAACAUUAUCAAACAAAACCAAAGCACACUUAAAUUCAUUCAAUUUCAAAUGCAAAACAGGUACUUUAUUAUUAGGCUAUUAGUAGUAUUAAAAGGACACUAAAAUCUGUUGGUGAUUUAAAUUAUCCAAACUGUAGUGGGGAAUGUAUGUAAAUGUACAUAUUUAAAUGGGAAGGUGGGCUUUCUAGGUCAGUUUUUCUGUUAUUUAUUUUAUAUUUAUUUGUAUGACAGCAAUUUUUCCUCUAUAACUGUAUUCUGAUGCUGGUUUCUCACUUUGUAAUUGCUUAACGAUUUUACAUUUAAAGUUUUGUAGUUCUAUAUGAUUAGCUUUAUUGUAGUUCUUAAAGGGGCAAACCUUAAUUAUUACAUAUAUUUGACUUAGAAAUUAAUAUGUACCCAUUUCUUUUUUUAAAUAAUAUAACAUAUAAAUUCCUCAUGAGCCUAAUUCAAAAGUUGUACUCCAUCAGAACCAAAAUAUAAGCUUGAUGUACUCCAGUGUUUUUCAACAAAAUAAAUCUUAAACUAACAAUACAUAGCCUAAAAACAUGGUUAAAACAAUUUAUUUUAAACCAGCCUGAUAUCAUGGGUGCAUCCAUAGUGUUGGCUAUUGAGGUUGCAUUUUCCAAGCCCCUCCUGCUUCAGCUUUUGACUGAAUCUGUGCCGGGAGUACACUUUGCUAAUUAAGGAUUGUCGCUUUAAGUAAUUAAUGUUCUAGUCUGAAAUUCAACAAUUGACAGUAUUUGCGAGAUAAUGGAAUUAGUACUUGUGAUUAUUUUAUCAACAUUAUUGUGUAGUAAUUUAUUAUGUAAACAUUUCAUUAGGACUGUAUCCCUAUACCAGGUGUCCAGCUGGUUGAAUAAUGAUUUUCUGUGAUAUGACGUAUAUUAAAACGUUCCUUUCCUCUCAUCUUUGCCAUGUGAUAUUGUAUAUGUCCUGAAUAAAAUUUGAAGUUGACUCUUAGCUUUAGUGAUACAUGCAUGUAUUGUAGCUAUACACUUGCAUUUAUUUACCAGGUUAUAUUUAGACAAAGCAACGUUUUGUAUUUUUAUACAUGAUGUACCUUUUUUUUACUAGACUUUCAAUAAAAGUACUUUUGUGAGUUUGA